UGCACCAGCAACGCUGCAUUUGGACUCAGCGUUGAGCUCAUCAGCAGCCUUGACUUCAGUCCCUUGCAUGGAUGCAGAGACGGAGAGCUGUUGCAGGACCUCAACAGGCUGCUGUGCGUGAACGUGGAGCUGAAGAGCGUGUGCAUUUGUGGCGGUGGCGGAGGACACCGGUCACUAUAGAUACGGGCUUCCGCCGGCUGGAUAUGCUACAGGUGGAAAGGUGGGGAGAAGCAGGCUGUGGUCCGGUGACGGGAGAAGAGCGGAUCAUCCUCAGGUUGUAAAGAUGUGGAGCUGGGCUUUCACUGUGGCUGUCCUGCUGCUCUCCACGAAGAAGGCUGAGGCUCAGGGCAGGUGUAAUAAUGUACGUGCAGCAGAUAUUGUUUUCCUGGUUGAUGGAUCAUCCAGUAUCGGCAGAGCCAACUUCCUGCAGGUGAAGGGCUUCAUGGCUGGCAUCAUCAAGCCCUUUGCCAGCUCUGUGAGCCAGUCUGGGAUACGGUUCGGGGCUGUGCAGUACAGCGAUACCUCCAGGGUUGAGUUUACCUUCACCACCUAUGUGAACGGCACAGAGCUGGUCAGCGCUGUGGAGAAUCUGAACUACAAGGGCGGGAACACUCGCACUGGCUCUGGUCUGAAGUUUGUUGCUGACAACUUCUUUAACCCCUCAUCCAGUCGGGAUGUCCCGAAGAUCGCCAUACUCAUCACAGACGGGAGGUCACAGGACAGUGUACCGGAGCCGGCACAGAAGCUGCGCAGUCAGGGCGUGCAAGUUUUUGCAGUUGGUAUCAAGAGUGCAGACAGGAAUGAAUUGGCCCAGAUCGCCUCUCAACCCAGCAGUGAUUUCAUCUCCUUCGUUGGCGACUUCAAACUGCUGAGCACACUUCUCCCGCUUGUGAGUCCCCGAGUGUGUUCCAGCUCAGGAGGAGUCUAUGCAAGUGAUGCAGAGGCAUUUUCAGGUCCGUCCAACCUCCAGUUCGCAGGCCAGACCUCUGACACUCUCAGGUUUCGUUGGAGUCCCGCUGGUGGCCCUGUGAGUGGCUACGUGGUCCAGUACACACCGCUCUCUGGCCUGGGACAGCCGAUCACAGCAGAAUUGCGUCAGGAGACCGUCACUGCUAGUCAGAGGACCUUCACAGCACGAGAUCUGAGGUCAGGGACAGACUACCUGGUGACUAUCAUUGCUCAGUACCCCAACAGUGUGGGAGAGUCCAUCUCUGCAAAGCAACGAACCCGAUCCUUGCCAGGCGUGUCCAGUCUCCGCCUCGUCCAGGCAGGCUUCUUCUCUCUGUCUGUGGCCUGGGACCAGCCCUCUUCACCUGUCCAGGGCUACAGACUCACCUAUGGACCACGAGGUCAGCCGGCCGCUCAGCUGUUGCAGCAGUCUUUGUCUGCCGACUCCACAUCCGUCACCUUGGAGGCGCUUCAGCCUGACACCGAGUACGUCAUCAGCCUCUACCCCCUGUUCCCCCGAAACUCUGCCUCCCCCUCCGUCCUCACUGCCCGCACACUGCGCCUUGAGGCAGUGCAGCAGUUGUCAGUGGAGACGGAGUCAGAGGGCAGUGUUCGCUUGCGGUGGAGGGGCGUCAGCGGCGCCCGGGCCUACCGCCUGGUCUGGGGACCGUUUACAGGCCGAAAUGUUGACACUCUGGAGGUUGCUGGUGACAGUGACUCUCACACGUUGUCCAACCUGCAGCCCGACACCGAGUACAUUGUCACCGUCAUCCCUCUAUAUGAGGGCAACACUGAGGGCCCUGUAGCAACAGCCAGGUUCAAGAUAGAGCGUCAGGAGCAGCAGGUCCUCAGGGCAGCCACAACCGGCCCGUCCACUAUCCGCCUAACCUGGAACCUCAUUCAGUCCUCUAGAGGGUACCGCCUGGAGUGGAGGCAAGGGGAAGGAGGUCCUGUGAAGAGCCAGUCCUUCCCGAGAGAAACCACCAGCUACGAGCUAGCCGGCCUUCAGCCGAACACAGAAUACAUCAUCAAGCUGUACACCCUGUAUGAAGGUCGCGAGGAGGCCACGCCCGUCUCCACCACAUCCAUAGAGAAGCAGCCCGUGGGGAGGGUGUCCAACCUGCGAGUGGUGGAGUCUCUGGGCAGCACUGCCAGGCUUGGCUGGACGGGAGUGGCCGGCGCCACACAGUACCGCAUCCUCAUCUUUAACACUGAGGCGGGAACAGAGGAAAGCCGUAGUAUCCCUGGCAACCAGACAACCCUGGACCUCCGAGACCUGAUAGUUGGAGUGUCCUAUGGUGUCAAAGUGACAGCGCUGGUGGGAGAAAAUGCUGGAGACCCAGUUACUGUCUACAUCAAACCAGAGCAAGGUCCUGGCAGAGUGACUAACCUCAGAGUGACAAAUGUAAACACUCGGAGAAUUCGAAUUGCCUGGACAGGUGUUGCUGGGGCAACGGGGUACAGGGUUACUUGGAGGCAAGGCAACAGUGCUGAGCAGUCCCGUCUUCUGGCGUCAGAGGCCUCGACCUUCACCAUAGAGGGCCUGCAGCCAGAUGAGGCACUUGUCAUUGGUGUUGCAGCUAUGGUCGAUCAGCGCACUGGGGAGGUGGUCACAGUCUCCUCUAAGACUAAUCCCCAUGCAGUGUCAGUAUCUGGCCUUCGCAUCGUUGAUGUCACAUCUCAGAGGAUACACAUUACAUGGUCAUCUGUCUCCAGAGCGACUGGAUAUAGGAUCGUUUGGCGCCGUGAUGAUGAUGGAGUGGAAGCUUCCCGAAGUGUUGCUGCCAACGUUACUUCCUUCAUCAUCGACGGACUGCAGGCAGAUUCUAGCUACAGGGUGUUAGUGUCCUCACUGAUUGGCUCUCGAGAGGGAAGUCCUGCCACUUUGAGUGUCAAAACAGAGUCAGAUCAUUCUGUGGUUGGGACAGUGACCUCAUUGCAAGUUCAGGAGUCCCGUGGAGAGGUUGUCAGAGUGACCUGGAUUGGUGUGCAGGGAGCAACGGCCUAUCGUGUGUCUUGGAGGAGAACGGAUGGUGGCGAUGAGAGGAGUCAGAUGGUGGGAGGAGAUGUGACAGCGGUGGACUUGGACCGGUUGGACCCCGGAGCUCAGUAUGAAGUGCAGGUCAAGGCUUUAGUUCAGGACAGAGAGGGAUCCCCCGUAUCUGUCAGAAUCACCACCCCUGCAGUCUACCCCCCAACUCCCUCACUGCCUACCACGAGUUUGCGGGUGGUACGAGUUAACGAGAAUUCUGCGCUGCUGGAUUGGUUACCGCUGUCUGGUGCCACAGGAUACAUCCUACGCUGGAGAAGGGAGGGAGAUGCGGGGCGAGGCCAGUCCAUCACACUCCCUGCUUCAUCCAGCUCCUACCAGAUGACUGGACUGCGUCUGGGACAUCGCUAUCGCUUUACCCUGCAGCCCACCUUCAGCACCGGGCUGGGAACAGAGGCCGCUGUGGACGAACGCACUGUGUGCACAGAUGGGCGUCUGGAUGUGGUGUUCCUGGUUCCUGCUUCUCAGGAUCGGGCGAGCCUGGCAGAACCUCUGAUCAAACUCCUGACCAGCGCAACCGGCUCGCUCACCAGGAUCGGCCCUCGUGACUCACAGGUGGGAGUGGUAGUGUAUAGCUACCGACCCAAAGUCUGGUUCCAGCUUAAUCGCCACGGCAGCGCUGACACGUUGCUGCAAGAGAUCCUGUCCACACCUUUUGAUGACACCCCAGGGAAUAACAUAGGCCAGGCCUUGACAUUUACCAGACAGUACCUCCUGACCCCCUCAGCCGGACGGAGGCCCAGAGUCCCUGGUGUUGUUGUCCUCAUCGCUGACAAAAAAUCCUCUGACAACAUCACAGUCCCUGCAAACAUGACCAAAGCUUCAGGUGUGACAGUGUUAGCGGUGGGCAUUGGCCAGGCAGACACAGAGGAGCUGCGCCGGGCCGUGACGGAUGGCAGCACCCAGAAUCUCCUGUAUAUCCAAGACGGGGCACAGUUGGGCAGACUGCAUGCUGACCUGGCAGACUUACUCUGUGGCAUUGCCAGGAUACCAGAGGUAGGACCGAGGCCAGAUCAGUGCACCAUACAGUGCCCCCGGGGUGAGAAAGGAGAACGUGGAGAGCCGGGUGAGAGAGGCAGAGACGGUGCUGAUGGACGCAAAGGAGAGCCUGGUCGUGAUGGCUUGCCUGGUAGGGAUGGCCCUAGAGGCCCAGAGGGACGUCCAGGGGCGCCGGGCCGAACUGAGGGCCCCUUGACAGGGGUCAGAGGAGAGAAAGGUGACAGGGGUUUCCCUGGUAUUGAUGGCAGCCCAGGGUUACCAGGACGACCAGGUUCCCCUGGAGCUGCUGGGGUGCCGGGCUCGCAGGGCCUACCUGGUAUCAGAGGAGACCCGGGUGAAUCAGGUGUGACAGGUGCACCCGGGCAAAAGGGUGACAAAGGUGAAAGGGGAGAGCCAGGUACAUCUAUAUCAGGAGGAGGUCUUCCUGGGAGGAAAGGAGAGCCAGGGAUCCCUGGAAUACCGGGUACUCCAGGUCGGCCAGGCAGUGAUGGGGCCAAAGGCUCCUCUGGAGCACCGGGGACGCCGGGCCAGGACGGUCGCCCAGGGAUACCUGGAACACCUGGCCUCUAUGUCAAGGGAGAAAAGGGCAGCCCAGGAGAGAGGGGACCUCCAGGAGUCGGCAGCGGGGUGGCCGUGAAGGGUGACAAGGGUUCCCCAGGUACUCCAGGAACUCCAGGGGCUCUGGGUCCCAAAGGGCUCACAGGAGCACAGGGUGCCAAAGGAGACAAAGGCGAGAGAGGUGAAGCGUCACCUGGAGCUCCUGGCAGGCCAGGAGAGCCUGGGGACAGGGGUCCACGUGGGCCUCCAGGGGAAAUUGGCAGCAAGGGUGACCGCGGACAGCCGGGCGAGCCUGGAUCACAGGGAGACAGGGGGGACAGAGGACCAGCUGGUGAAACUGGAGAGAGAGGGGACCCAGGGAAGCCAGGCCUCCCAGGAGCAUCAGGGUUGAGGGGUUUACCAGGGCCCAGCGGACCACCAGGAGAAAAGGGAAACGAGGGUACCCGAGGAGAGCCUGGUAGAAGUGUUCCAGGUCUGCCAGGGAAGAAGGGGGAACAAGGAGAGCGAGGCCCGCCGGGCCCUGAGGGACCGAGGGGAGAAAAGGGAGAGCCAGCACAGAGAGGAGAAAAAGGGUCACCAGGUGCAGGAGCCCCGGGCCAGCCUGGACCCAAAGGAGAGCAAGGGGAUCGAGGAAUUGCUGGCGUCAGUGGAAGGCCCGGUGCCAAGGGGGACACUGGUGAACCAGGAGAGAGGGGGGAGAACGGGCGGCCAGGACUCCCAGGAAAGAACGGACUUCCUGCUAAACAGGGGGAGAAAGGAGACAAGGGUGAUGAAGGAACUCCCGGGGAGUCGGGUCUACCAGGGAAGACGGGAGAAAGAGGCUUGAGGGGCCUGGCGGGUCAGCCAGGCCGACCAGGGGAGAAAGGAGAUAUGGGAGACCCAGGAGAACAUGGACGAAAUGGCAGCCCUGGACCUGCCGGACCAAAAGGAGACAGAGGAGAGCAGGGAGCUCAAGGUCCACCAGGGCCACCGGGGCAGUUUUCUGAUGCCCAGCCCCAGCUAAAAGGAGACAGAGGGGAGAAGGGUGACGCUGGUGACCCAGGAGAGCAUGGCAGCAAGGGUCAGAAGGGAGAGGCCGGGUCUCCUGGACCCUCAGGAUUACGGGGUGCUGAGGGACAACGGGGACCUCCAGGGGCAAGAGGUGACACAGGAGAAAGAGGAGCCCCAGGAGAGAAGGGAGAAAGGGGAGCAUCUGGGUUAGAUGGACGCGCUGGCCUAGAUGGAAAACCGGGUGCACCAGGACCAGUGGGGCAGAGGGGAGACCCAGGAAAACAGGGAGAUCCAGGGAGAGAUGGUUUACCAGGACUAAGAGGAGAACAGGGGCCCCCAGGCCCUGUCGGGCCCCCGGGCACUUCAGGCAUACCUGGAAAAGCAGGAGAAGAUGGCAAACCUGGGCCUCCUGGCAAAAUGGGUGAGGAUGGUGUGCCAGGUGAAGAUGGGAGAAAGGGUGAUAAAGGAGAACCUGGGGCAUCUGGAAGAGACGGUCGUGACGGGCUGAAGGGAGACCGCGGCCUGGCCGGGCCUGCGGGGCCAGUUGGCCCUUCUGGGCCCCCGGGAGUACCUGGUCCUCCUGGACAGGUUGUGUACGUCAAGGGAGUUCAGGCUGCACCAAUCCCUGGCCCACAAGGGCCUCCAGGAACCCCGGGUGUGCCUGGGAUCCCUGGAGCCAUUGGAGCCAGAGGGGAGAGAGGCCCGCCUGGCCUUAAAGGUGAAACAGGGGACCCAGGGGAGGACGGGGCGCCUGGCAAACCUGGAGCACCAGUGGAUUUGCAGAAGUCUCUGGCCAGUUUCGGGAUUCAGGUGUCUGAUCUGAAGACUAUCGUGGAUAAGAAAUAUGCAGCAACAUCUCCGAAGAUAGAGGCAGGUCAGAAAGGAGAAAAAGGUGAAGCUGGACAGAGAGGACCAGCCGGGGCAGAUGGUACUCGUGGGUUUCCAGGUGAGAGGGGUGCAAAGGGAGAAUCAGGGGACCGGGGACCUAUAGGCCCAGCUGGGCCUCCAGGACGGGCCAUUGGAGAGCGAGGACCACAGGGACCCCCAGGGCAGUCUGGAGAGCCAGGCAAGCCUGGAAUACCUGGUGUUCCUGGGAGAGCUGGGGAAUUAGGGGAGGCUGGAAGACCAGGAGAUAAGGGAGAGAGAGGAGAGAAGGGGGACAAAGGAGCCACUGGUGGAAUAGGGCUGACAGGACCGGCUGGUCCUCCAGGACAAAAGGGAGCAUCUGCUGAGUCAGUGCUGACUGGCGCUCCUGGGGCCAGAGGUCUUCCAGGAGUUUCUGGGCAGAAAGGAGAGCCUGGUGCACCAGGACCACAGGGAGCCAAGGGAGACCGAGGUGUUGUGGGACUUCGUGGAGACAAAGGAGAUAAGGGAGAGGUGGGAGAAAAAGGACGCGAUGGCUUGCAGGGAGCAGCAGGAGAACCAGGUAAACCUGGUCAGGAUGGAAAACCGGGCAUGCCUGGGUUCCCUGGAGUUAUAGGCAGACCGGGAAACCCAGGGGAGCCUGGAGUGAGAGGGCCAACUGGCCCCAUUGGCGUCAAUGGGCCUCCGGGUCCACCAGGUGUGAAAGGUAAUCAAGGACAACCAGGAGUUGGUGUCCAGGGUCCUCCUGGUGCCCAAGGGAGCACGGGACUGCCAGGACCACCAGGUCCCCCUGGAGCUACUGGUCCACAAGGCCCACCGGGACGGUCAGGGCCAGCGGGUGAAGCGGGUAAACCUGGGGUCCCUGGAAUAGAUGGGGUGUCUGGUAAAGAUGGAACACCUGGAUUACCAGGAAAACAGGGCAUUAUUGGACCUCCAGGCCUGGCCGGCUUAAAGGGGGAACAAGGAGACUCUGGUCCUCCAGGGAAGGCUGUGGCUGGACCUCCUGGACCAAAAGGAGAGAAGGGUCUUCCUGGUCCGACACUGCCGGGCGUGACAGGAGAGAGAGGUCUGCCUGGUGUAAAGGGUGACAGGGGAGAGAAAGGUGUUGUUGGCACCAAAGGAGAAAGAGGUAUUCCUGGUGAAGCUGGGGAGCCUGGAGAAGAUGGGGCACAGGGACCACCGGGACCCAAAGGAGAUAAGGGAGAAAGGGGCAUAGGACUGGCUGGUCCUCGUGGUCAAAUUGGGCCUCAGGGCUUAAAGGGCGAUCCUGGACUUCCUGGUCCGGCUGGUCCCCCGGGGCCCCAGGGUGCAGCAGGCACUCCUGGGCUGGCUGGCCUGAGAGGAGAGAAUGGACAACUAGGACCUCCUGGACCACUGGGAGAGAGGGGUCUCCAAGGUUUUCCAGGCCGAGUGGGCAACCCUGGAGCUCCUGGUCCACCUGGACCUCCUGGACAAGCAGGCUCCCCUGGUAUUGAUGGGACCAAAGGGGAUAAGGGUGAGGUUGGAGUUGGAGUCACAGGACCCAGAGGAGAGAGAGGAGACCCCGGGCCCAGAGGCGAGGAAGGUCGUGCCGGUGCGGAUGGGGAACGAGGACCAACAGGCCCUCCAGGUAGCCGUGGGGAUCGGGGAGAGAAGGGAGAAUUGGGGCUGCAAGGUGACAAAGGAGAAAAGGGUGACACGCUGCUGGUGGGAGGACCUCCUGGAGAAAAGGGCAACAAAGGAGAAACUGGGGACAGAGGACCCAAAGGUGUGCAGGGAGAGAAGGGGACGAAGGGCCAGGAGGGUCCUCCAGGCGAGCAGGGCUUGAGGGGAGAGCCUGGAGAGAGGGGAUCCACUGGGUUCCAGGGACCUCGAGGCCCCGGUGGACAGAAGGGAGAGGCAGGACAACCUGGAGUACCUGGCGAAUCAGGUUUCCCAGGAAAGGACGGUCUGCCAGGACUAAGGGGGGAGAAGGGAGAGAUUGGUGUUAUAGGAAUGCGAGGAACCAAGGGUGACCGAGGACCCAAGGGAGCUUGUGGAGCAGAUGGAAGCAAAGGAGAAAAGGGAGAUUCUGGGGUCCAUGGGCGGUCAGGACUACCAGGAAGAAAAGGAGAGCAGGGAGAUCUUGGGCCCCCGGGGGCCCCUGGGAUCCCAGGAAAGGAAGGACUGGUUGGCCCAAAGGGUGACCGUGGGUUUGAUGGGGUUGCAGGACCCAAAGGAGCUCAGGGAGAGAAGGGAGAACGGGGUCCUCCUGGUAUACCUGGCCCUCCUGGCCCCAGAGGAGCAGAUGGGGCCCCUGGCCUGACUGGCUCUCAGGGACCAGCUGGUGCUAAAGGCCCUGAGGGGCUCCAGGGACAGAAGGGCGAGAGGGGGCCGAUCGGUCCAGGCCUGGUGGGCCCCCGUGGCAUCCCUGGAAUACCAGGAGAGCGGGGAGAACAGGGAGAAAUGGGCCCAGAUGGAGCUAAGGGAGACAGGGGAGAGCCAGGCAUGACGGAGGAUGAGAUCAGAGAAUAUGUUCGCUCCGAGAUGAGUCAGCACUGUGCGUGUGGAGGUUUAGCCCCAGACAUUCGGCCCCGGCCCUCGGUCAGGGCACGGCUUGCACCAGAGAUCCCACUGGUCGUGAAGGGUGAGGAGGGCCGUGAGCUGCGUGUGGUGAUGAACACCCAUGACCCAGACUAUGAGCACAUCUACUCCAUCGAGGCCUAUGACGAUCCAAUGGAGAAGCUAGUCCACUACACUGCUGCUGCUAGCCAGAAAGAUGGUGAGGCUGUCAAAGGUGAACCUCAGAAAACAGGCAAAGUUGAACCAAAGAAUUCAGCCAGAGUUGUACCAGUGAAAGCGGCCAAAGUUGAUGCUCAGAAUGCAACAAAAGUUGAUGGUCAAAAAGCAGUCAAAGUUAAGCUUGUGAGAAAAGUCCUGCCCAAGCCCAUAUCAAAGCCCAUUUCAGUCAGGCCCAAGAGGGAAGUCAAAGGGGAAGCUCCAGCAGACCCAUGCCUGCUGCCUAUGGAGGAGGGGAACUGUGGACGGUACACGCUGCGCUGGUACUUCAACACCCAUGUUCACGCCUGCCGGCCCUUCAUCUACAGUGGCUGUGAGGGCAACGACAACCGCUUCCUUCAUCUGGAGGAGUGUGAGGAGCUCUGCCUAGGGGAAACCAAAGGUACUGAACCCUUGAAGACAGGACGAUGAUUAAUACCAAACCGUGGCCUUUUUUUCUUCAGCCACAAGAAUGUUGUAUAAAUGUUGGCAAGCUUUUGAAACUAGCGUUUUCAUAGAUCAUUAUUUUGUCUAAAUGCAAACAGUCAAGAGUUGCUUUGUUAAUUUAUUGUUUCAUUUAAACCCAACCAAACUUUGCCCAGGUUGAAAGGGGAUACCAGAGUGCACCCUUGCUUUAGGCCUCUCUCAACCAUUUAAAGUCUUUCCAAAAAAGGUGCUCAUUGAAUUCAAGGGUAAAAGAAUACUUGAUCACCAAGGCGUUUUUGUGCCUUAGGCGUUUUUAACCUUAACACAAAAGAAGUGCCUUGGCUUCCUUUUUUUUUUUUUCAAACUUCACCCAAGUUGUGCUCAUCAGACUGUACAACAGUAUUUUAACCCUGUUGUCCCUUUUUCCAUCAUAAAUUGCACGAGUCGUGAGACUUAUGUCCACAUAUGUACAGAACUGUUUUACUGUUAUACAACUUGGUAACUCUGAGGGGUUGCACAAAUACAGUUGUUGUUAUUAUUAAUAAUAUUAUAGAUAUAGUUUUUUAUAUAUAUUUUUAUUACAUAUGAAGAGUCAAGCACAAUAUACUGUCAAUGUAUUGUACAUAGGUUUUUUAUUAUUUGGGGAAAGUUCUUGUGUUUUUAAUUGUAUCACUGCAUGUUUACCUGCCAGAGAGAUGGUGCUAUUUUAAAAGGUAUUAUUAUACCGUUUACUGAAG
Myripristis murdjan (pinecone soldierfish) is the source of this 10308-nucleotide messenger RNA. It is a transcript of the gene col7a1, whose product is annotated as collagen, type VII, alpha 1. Lineage: Eukaryota; Metazoa; Chordata; Actinopteri; Holocentriformes; Holocentridae. Gene Ontology annotation, biological process: extracellular matrix organization. Gene Ontology annotation, molecular function: serine-type endopeptidase inhibitor activity; extracellular matrix structural constituent conferring tensile strength; protein binding. The transcript has 119 exons. The coding region runs from base 284 to 9577 and encodes 3097 amino acids. The record is from RefSeq and is a predicted model, not a curated record.